GCCCCGACUUGGCGUACGGCACGGCGCGGCCCGCCAGUCAGUCAGCCCGGUCCCCACACCGCAACCGCACCUCGACGAGGGAGACGCGACAGAACCCGACACAAGCAGCGCGACGCCUGCAUCGCUCUCUCUUUCUCCGCAGCACGUGUGUGGCGCGUGCAAGCCGUGCAAGCCGUGCAAGCCGUGCGACAGUGACAGUCAGUGUGUGUAGUGUAGUGCCCCGCCGAUCUCACUGGAUUACCUUUCGGAUACCACACUCAACAAGCAGACCGACUGAUCUUGCUUCAGGACGUUGAUGUGGCCGGGGGAUGGAGUCCGGUCGCGGUAGAUGGUGGCGGGGCUGGGUCGUCGGCGUCCGGGUGCUGCUGGCACUCGCGACCCUCUCGGCCUGCUCCAGGACGGCGCUGGCGCUACCAGGCGGCGAUGACGGCGCCGACGUGGCCCCCUCGGCGGAGGCCUGCUCCGGGCACACCUGCCGCAUGCUGUGCGCGUACGGUUUCGCCACGGACGAGAAGGGCUGCCCGCUGUGCCGCUGCUACGACCCAUGCUCCGAGAUCAAGUGCUCUGGGUCGCUGACGUGCCAGCUGGAGGAGGCGGCCUCCUGCAGCCGGCCGCCCUGCCUGCCCGUGCCCACCUGCAAGAAGGGUCGCAGCCUGGACAACGUGUGCCCCGCGGGCGCCCCCCUCACCAUGCCCGGCAGCGGCGUGCCCCCGAGGCCGUUUCUGUGCGGUCUGAGCCCCGGCCAGCCCCGCUGCCCGCCGCUGUUCGAGUGCUCCGUGCAGCCAGGCAACGACUACGGCGUGUGCUGCCCGGGCGCGGCGCGGCUGGACAAACCCGGCGCGUGCCCCGCGCGCGGCGAGGCGCUGUGGUCCGACCCCGCGGAGGACGCGUGCGGCCCCGGCUGCCGCGGGGACCAGGACUGCCCCGGGCCCCUCAAGUGCUGCGACAGCGCCGAGUGUGGCGGCAGCGCCUGCACGCCGCCCGCCAACCUGACCGAGUGCCGCCAGCUGCGGCAGCUCGCCGUGCAGCUCUCCGUGUCCGAGCGCGAGGGCCGCGGCUACGUGCCGCAGUGCGACCCGGUGACGGGGGCCUUCCGGCCGCGCCAGUGCAGCCGCAACGGGCGCGUGUGCUGGUGCGUGGACCGCGCGGGCAACAAGAGGCCCAACUCCAUGGCGACCAGCGCGUCCGUGCACUGCCUGCCGCACGCCCUGGAGGAGGCCCGCGCCGCCACCGGCCGCGCCAUCGGGGGCUCCCCGCCCGAGCAGCGCUGCACCACCUCCGGACGGUGUGCUCAGGUGUGCGAGCUGGGCUUCCGCGUCGGCGCCGACGGCUGCCCGACGUGCGAGUGCGACGACCCGUGCGCGGGGGCGGUGUGCGGCGCGGGCGAGGAGUGCGUCGCGGAGCGGGCGCCAGACUGCGACGGCCCCCUCUGCAGCGCCACCCCCAUCUGCAGGCCUGUCCGCGCCCAGCCCGCGCGCCCCGCCAGCAACCUCCCCGCCAACAACCUCCUCGCCAAGGACAUCCCCGCCAAGGACAUCCCCGCCGACAGCGUCCCCACCGACGCCGUGGUGGUGAACGCCGCCCCGACCGAGAAGAGCGUCACCGCGGACUCUUCCGCCGAAGUCUUCGUCAAGGAGAUGGAGGACGACGCCAUGAUGGACGAGGAGGAGGACCGCCCCGCAUCCAUGUGCGAGUACCUGCGCGACUUCCGCGACAAGAUGGAGGGCACCCGGGACGGCAUGUCGCUGGCGCUGCCGCCGCCGUCCUGCCGGCCCGACGGCUCCUUCAACGACACUCAGUGCGAGGCCGGCGCCUGCUGGUGCGUGGACAGCUUCGGCUCGGAGAUCCCCCAGACGCGCACCAAGGGCGCGGCGCCGUCGCCGGCCUGCCUCGAGGUGCGCGAGUCGCUCACCUGCCUGGACCUGACGUGCCGCCUGGGCUGCGAGUUCGGCUUCACGCUGUCCCCGGACACGCGCUGCCCGCUGUGCGAGUGCCGCGACCCCUGCGCCGAGGCCAAGUGCGGCGCGGACGCCGAGUGCCACGUCGUGGACGUGGCCUGUGACGCCGAGUACUGCCCGCCCGUGCCCGCCUGCCUCCCGAAGAAGCCCGGCCAGUGCCCGUACCUGGUGCCCGUGAGCGCCGGGUCGUGCGACUACCAGUGCCGCUCCGACUACAACUGCAACGAGACCGCCAAGUGCUGCUCCAACGGCUGCGGCACCCAGUGCAUGCUGCCCGUCGUCAUGACCGAGUGCCAGCACCGGCGCGCCAUCCUGCAGCACGAGUCGCACGAGUCCGGCAUCCCGGCCAGCAAGCUGUGGGUGCCGCGGUGCAGGGAGUCGGACGGCGCCUACGAGGAGGCGCAGUGCCACCCGGGCACCGGGCAGUGCUGGUGCGUGGACGACCACGGCCAGGAGGUCCCCGGCACGCGCACGGAGAACGCCCAGCAGCCCGACUGCCAGGCCGGCGCCCGCAAUGGCAUGGCAGCGUGCCCCGACCUGCGCUGCGACCAGGCCUGCCCCCACGGCUACCAGCUGGACGGCCGCGGCUGCCCGACGUGUCGCUGCAGGGACCCCUGCCAGGACUUGCAGUGCCGCGGUGAGGGCGAGGCCUGCCGCAUGGUGCGCGUGCAGUGCGCCGACCCUCCCUGCCACGCGGUGCCGAUGUGCCUCCCCCGCAGGGAGAACCCUUGCCUCGCGGGCCAGCCGCUGCAGCAGCCGGGCUCCGCCAACGGGCUGUUCUUGUGCGGCCCGAGCGGCGAGGCGUGCCCCGCCAGCCACAAGUGCGAGCUGAGCCCCCUGGGGGAGUACGCCGUCUGCUGCCCCAAGCCACGCGACGUGUGCUUCGAGCCCGUGCUGAAGGGCCCCUGCGAGCCCGGCGUGGAGCGCUGGCGGUUCAACCCCGAGCGCAACGCGUGCGAGCUGCUGCAGGCCGGCCAGUGCGGCGCGGCGCACAACGCCUUCCCCGACAAGGACAUGUGCAACAAGGUUUGCCCAGUGCUGAGCCAGUGCGAGCGACUCCGCGAGAAGAACCAGAAGGCGGCCGACAAGUACAAGAAGUGGACCUUCAUCCCGCGCUGCUCGGCCGAGACGGGCGCCUGGCUGCCGCUGCAGUGCCUCACGCAGGUGGGCGUGUGCUGGUGCGUGGCGCCGGACGGGCAGCCCAUCAAGGGCACGCUGACGCGCGACGCCAACCCCACGUGUCCCGCGUCGUCGUCGCGCUCCUCCAACCGCCAGGCGCGUCGCCGCCACGACCCCCACUGGGCGGACGAGAAGGACCCCGAGCUAGCCAUCGCCAAGCUGCUGCGCGGCCUGGACCCCGCCGUGGCCGAGCUCCUGCAGCAGCACAUGGCCCCCGACGUGGAGGCCCCCGUCGUGGAGGCGCUCGCCGGGCCGCCACUGCCCGUGUCGCUGCCCAUCCCACCGGAGCGCCGCACCCGGUGCCACGCGCUCCGAGACCGCGCCGUCGACGAGGCCUCCGCGCUGCAGUGUGACCACAACGGAGGGUUCGCGGCCACGCAGUGCCUCCCCAAGGACGACCCCGACGCCGAGUGCUGGUGCGUUGACGAGGCCGGCAACCAGCUCGCCGACACCACCACGUUCAAACGCGGCGCCCAGAUCUGCCUGCCAACGCCCAUCGAGGCCGUGGAGGUGUCCUUGGGCUUCCUGGGCGAGCCCGGCGUGGUGGACUCCGCCGCCGAGCCGCGCGUCCUGGACGCCGUGAGGGCCUUGCUGGCCAGCCUGAGCCAGGCCACCGCCAGCGCCACCAAGGCCGCCACCAGGCACGAAGGGCUGCGCGUCACCUUGAGUCCGGGCAGGGCGGUGGCGUCCUUCACCCUGCACGGCCCCGGCAAGGUGGACACCGCGUUCCACCUGGAGGAGAUGGUCAAGUCCGGCGCGCUGAGCGUGGGCCACGAGUCCGGCGCCGCGCUGGUGGCCGACAUCACCCAGUCCCGCUUCAGCCACAGCGCGGCCGCCCCCAGCCUGGCGGGCGAGGACGCCUCUGCGCACCUGGGCGCCGUGGCGCUGCAGCACCGCGAGAUCGUGUCCGAGUCCACCGUGCCCGAGUCGUACCACACCGCCAUCCUGGUGCUGAGCGCCGCGUCCGCCUUCGUGAUCGUGAUCCUGGCCGUGCUGGCGGCGCUGUACCGCCGCCGCAUGCUCCUGUCGGCCAAGCAGCAGGCCGCCAUGGACGUGGACGACGAUCGGUUCGGCCUCGGCCCCGGGGCCGGCGCCGGCGAGCCCGUGUACGUCGUGAGGCUGCCGUCGCCGCCGCCGCUGGACCGCCACGGCAGGGUGCUGGGCGUCAACCUCGGGGUGCCGCUCGCGCAGGAGGACAUCCCCAUCAAGAGCUGAGCGGGCCGCGAGGCCCCGCGCCGUCACACUACGCUGGCCGUGUUGGUGUCGCCGUCGUUCGCUCUUCACACGAGUGUGGCAUGACGUCGACACCAGCACGUGCCCGCCGUGGCCGCGUCCGCCAAAGUCGAAGCGCGAAGCGCGGUGCGCCGCUUUGGCGAGCCCGCCCCGCUCUGGCCAGCAAUGGGGUGCGGACACGAAAUCGACGCCUUUUCCACGAAAGCCACGUCGAAUCUGCGUCGAACCCGCGUAGUUUCCACUCCCCGUUUCUCCGAGUUUCCUUCCAACAAACGCGGCCACAGGCCUCGGCGGAUGCAUGCAAUUUCGUUUCAAAGUCAAGAUAAAAGCGAGUCGGCUUGUCCGUACUGCCGCACUCCGUACGGCCGCACUCCGUACUGCCGCACUCCGUUCUGCUCGUCACGGAAAGCGGAUCCAAACACCUGAUUCGGCGUGCGUCAAGACCUCGAGGGGUUGUAGCGCUUCACAUUUCGAGUGCCGAUGCCCGCGCACGCCGUGUCGGCAACACAGGGCGAGAAGAAAUAGCAGCAGUCCAAAUUUGUAUUGUAAAAUUAGAUAUCGCUACUUAAUGUCAUUGUAAAAUACCCGAAACAUUGUAAAAUGGUCACCUGUGUAUAAAGAACAGUAGUGAUUAAGUGAGUCAUUACAGUGAAUGGACGUAGGUGUGUGAUGCGUGAAUGAGUGUGCGUGUGUGAGUGACUGUGGGUGUGUGGGUGGAUUUGGCAUGCUUAAAAGGUACAGACAAUGUGGCAGUAAUCAACUAUAAAUAACUGCCUUUGUCUUAGAAAGUUCAAAAUUUCCCCCGGUAUCCCAAAAAAAAGGCAUCAAAAUUUAACUUAUUUGCACCUGUGGCAACCCCCACAGAAGGUUUUACUUGUUAAAAUAUUUGGCAACAAUGGUCGAUAAUAAGGGGACCUCUUAGUUAUUUAUUUUUGUAGUGUACCACUUCUUCAUGUCAUUCCUUGCCUCGUACCAGAUACUGCAAUGUAAACAAAACAUUGCGAAAUAAAGACUUGAUAGUACUCUUUAUUAGACGUACGCGUGUACA
This is a messenger RNA of Thrips palmi, 5418 nucleotides long. RefSeq lists its product as uncharacterized. Lineage: Eukaryota; Metazoa; Arthropoda; Insecta; Thysanoptera; Thripidae. The coding region runs from base 309 to 4352 and encodes 1347 amino acids. Gene Ontology annotation, biological process: cell-matrix adhesion. The record is from RefSeq and is a predicted model, not a curated record. Gene Ontology annotation, cellular component: extracellular region; basement membrane. The transcript is spliced from 17 exons. Gene Ontology annotation, molecular function: serine-type endopeptidase inhibitor activity.